CCUCGGUCCGGAGAAGGCCCUUACAAGUCCACAGGGUACAAUUUGAUAUUGACCGAGAAUCCCACGGUAACAGUCCCUUGAUUCUUCAUCGCUUCUUCCUCCCCUCGAUCAUACUCACUGUGAAGCCUUCACAUCCGACGUCUGCCAUCACACCCAACGAGACCUUUUUGACUACCCUAAAUCGCCACGAUGCCUCGCAAAGCCGCCGCCCCAGCCUACGUCCUCGGCGUAGGCAUGACCAAGUUCAUCAAACCCCGCGGCAAGGUUGACUACCAUGAACUUGGUUUCGAGGCUGGUGUCAAAGCCAUGCUCGAUGCCCAGAUCAACUACGAUGAGGUCGAUCAAGGAGUUGCUUGCUAUUGCUACGGCGACUCUACUUGUGGUCAGCGCGUCUUCUACCAAUUUGGCAUGACCAAAAUCCCCAUAUACAAUGUCAACAACAACUGUUCAACCGGCAGUACGGGCUUGAACAUGGCCAGACAGGCCAUUGCAUAUGGCGCCGCGGAUUGCGUCCUUGUCGUUGGCUUCGAGAAGAUGUCGCCCGGUAGUCUACAAGCCUACUUCAAUGAUCGCGAAAACCCUAUGAGUACCACCAACUCGCUGAUGAAAGAAACAAGAGGAAUCACAAAUGCCCCGGGUGCCGCCCAGCUAUUCGGCAAUGCAGGUCGUGAAUACAUGGAGAAAUAUGGCGCAAAAGCAGAAGACUUUGCCGAGAUUGCCCGGGUCAACCACGAGCACAGCAAGAGAAAUCCAUACUCACAAUUCACCGAUGAAUACACGCUCGAACAGAUCAUGAAGUCGACCAUGAUCUUUGAACCUUUGACCAAGUUACAAUGCUGUCCCACUUCCGACGGCGCCGCUGCUGUCGUGGUCGUCUCACAAGAAUUCCUCGACAAGCGACCUCACCUCAAAGCUCAGGCCGUUCUGAUUGCCGGUCAACAGAUGGCCACCGACUCGACAGAACUCUUUAGCAAAUCUUCAAUGGACCUUAUCGGAUUCGAAAUGUCCAAGUAUGCCGGUGAACAAGCCAUGAAGGAAGCAGGCAUCACGCCCAAUGAUGUCCAAGUCGUUGAAUUGCACGACUGCUUCAGCGCCAAUGAGAUGUGCGUGAUUGAUGCGCUCGGCCUGUCUCCCAAAGGCAAGGCCCACGAACUGGUUCAAAACCACGAUAUCACCUACGGUGGAAAAUAUGUCAUCAAUCCUUCAGGUGGCCUGAUCUCCAAGGGUCAUCCUCUCGGUGCAACCGGCCUUGCGCAAUGCGCCGAAUUGACAUGGCACCUCCGUGGAUGGGCCAACAACCGUCUUGUCAAAGACACAAAGUACUGCUUGCAACAUAACCUGGGUCUCGGCGGUGCCGUCGUCGUCACCGUGUACAAGCGUGCAGAUGGCAAGGCUGCCGCCCCCGUCUCGGACCAGGAGGUCGGCAAGAUCAACAAGUUGGGAUACAACCCGGCCACCCAGGCCAAGGGCUUCACACUCGCGCAAGCCAAGCAAGUGCUUAGCAAGGAGUCAUACUCGGACUGGGCGGUCCAAGACGUUCAAAAUAAGGUCCAGGCCAGGUUUUAGGUGACACUGCCUACCUUAUUCGGCGGAGAUAUGAUAUGUAAAUGAAUGUAAAUCUGCACAAAAUGAUACAGACUUAAGCUUCCACCUUCAAAU
Exophiala viscosa is the source of this 1659-nucleotide messenger RNA. Its product is annotated as sterol carrier protein 2. Lineage: Eukaryota; Fungi; Ascomycota; Eurotiomycetes; Chaetothyriales; Herpotrichiellaceae. Gene Ontology annotation, molecular function: acyltransferase activity, transferring groups other than amino-acyl groups. The coding region runs from base 190 to 1566 and encodes 458 amino acids. The transcript has 2 exons. The record is from RefSeq and is a predicted model, not a curated record.